GCAGGAACCAGUGAACUUUAAACGAAAAACAUGGCGUCAGUUAAAGAAAGAAAAAAGACCCUGAAACUAACACUGCCCAUUCAAAAAGGAUCCGCUUUAUCUCCUCCAGUUGAAAAAUUAGACGGUGUAACUUCUCCUUCAGUUGCAAAUGUAGACGGCGUAACCUCUCAUCCAGUUGAAAAUGUAGACGGCGUAACUUCUCCUUCAGUUGCAAAUGUAGACGGCGUAACUUCUCAUCCAGUUGAAAAUGUAGACGGCGUAACUUCUCCUCCAGUUGAAAAUGUAGACAGCGUAACUUCUCCUCCAGUUGCAAAUGUAGACGGCGUAACUUCUCCUCCGGUUGCAAAUGUAGACGGCGUAACUUCUCCUCCAGUUGCAAAUGUAGACGGCGUUACUUCUCAUCCAGUUGAAAAUGUAGACGGCGUAACUUCUCCAGUUGCAAAUGUAGACGGCGUAACUUCUCCACCAUUUGCAAAUAUAGACGGCGUAACUUUUCCUCCAGUUGCAAAUGUAGACGGCGUAACUUCUCAUCCAGUUGCAAAUGUAGACGGCGUAACUUCUCUAGGUGCAAAUGUGGACGAUUUUACUGGUCAAGAAGAGGAUUUAACUGCUCCUGACAAAGGCAAAACUCGCGUCACGUGGAUCGGACACGCAACUCUGCUCGUUGAAUUUGAUGGAAUAACCGUUCUGACUGACCCCGUGUUUGGGUCUCACGCCGCGCCACGUCAGCUUUCAAUUAUGCCAUACAAGCGGUAUCGGCCGGCCGCCUGUCAAGUGGUCGACAUCCCCCAUCUUGAUGCUGUAAUCAUCAGUCACGAUCACUAUGAUCACCUUGAGACGAACGCGGUGUUAGCUAUACAUGCUAGAUUUCCUGAUGUACAUUGGUUUGUCGCUUUGAGUACGAAAGAAUGGUUGGUAAAGAAAGGAUGUACAGCUGAAAAUAUAACAGAAUUAGAAUGGUGGCAGGAGGCGACGUAUGGCAAAAUACGUUUUGUGUGUACGCCGAGCCAACAUUGGUGUCAACGGUCUCCUUUUGAUCUAAAUUCGCGUUUGUGGUGUAGCUGGCUCAUACAAGGACCCACACAAACGUUUUACUUCGCCGGGGACACGGGCUACUUCGAACCGCUGUUUAAAGCCAUAGGCGAGAGAUAUAAGAAAAUCCACCUCGCGGCCAUUCCAAUCGGGGCAUAUAACCCAAGGUUCAUAACCGAGUAUCAGCACGUGGAUCCUGAGGAAGCUGUUUUAAUUCAUGAGGACAUAAAAAGUGAUACGUCUAUUGGAAUUCAUUGGGGAACGUUUCAGCUAACAAAUGAGCAUUACCUGGAGCCCCCUCACAGACUUAAGAAAGCUAUGAAAGACCGCAACUUAGACCCAAACAAGUUUGUAUGUCUGAAUAUCGGAGAAACGUGGAUUGUGGGAGACGACAGGGAGGAGCCUAACUUUAUGAAAGAAAACGUCAAAAUAACGACUGAGGACAGUUAAAAACAUAACUAUUUAACCCAACUUAUGUUUAAAAAGAUCGUUUUGGUGAAUUCAAACAUUUGUAUUUCCUAGCAUGACUCUCAGUAUUUAUUUUUUAGUUCACUAUAUUAAGAUGCGUAAAAUGUCUGUUGAAAUUUGCAACCCUUUUAGAAGCUUUAGUUGUGUUGCACAAUAUGUGGCCAUGUUUUAAUAUUAUCACACUUUAAAACAAAUAUAUAAGAUACAUUAAGCUUACACUUAUAGUUAAAUAAAACAAAGCAUUGACAUAUAA
This is a messenger RNA of Dreissena polymorpha, 1753 nucleotides long. RefSeq names its product N-acyl-phosphatidylethanolamine-hydrolyzing phospholipase D-like. Gene Ontology annotation, cellular component: cytoplasm. Bases 31 to 1482 code for a protein of 483 amino acids. Lineage: Eukaryota; Metazoa; Mollusca; Bivalvia; Myida; Dreissenidae. The record is from RefSeq and is a predicted model, not a curated record. The transcript is spliced from 6 exons.